Messenger RNA from Hydra vulgaris (swiftwater hydra), 1200 nucleotides. RefSeq lists its product as uncharacterized. NCBI's taxonomy places the organism in Eukaryota, Metazoa, Cnidaria, Hydrozoa, Anthoathecata, Hydridae. The record is from RefSeq and is a predicted model, not a curated record.
AUGGAAGAUAGCAAGGAGACUGUCAGUAUUUUAAAUACUGAAGCUUUGGAUUAUACAAGCGAUGUGCAAUCAAUUGUCACUAUUCCUGAUGAGGAACCAACUCAAUCUACAUCCGGCUCAAAUAAAAAUCUAGAUGUUCAAAUCCGUUCACAAGAGCUACAAAUCAGAGAGGUUGUUGCUUUAGAGCGUAUUUGCGAUGCAAUUGAAAAUGCACCUAAAGCCCAAGUAGAUGUGUCUAAAGCCCAAGAAUGUGAAUUUAAAGAGCAUUUUCGAGUAAAUCGUAACACAUUUAAUUUCCUAGUUAAUGAAUUGCAUCCACAUUUAGGCAAAACUACCACAACUAUGCGAGAACCUAUUUCAGUAGUAAAACGUGUUGCAGUUGCAUUACAUUAUCUAGCUUCAUGUGAAGAGUAUCGUGUUGUGUCUAGCCUUUUUGGCAUAGGAAAGUCAACAGCAAAUUUAAUUGUUCAUGAAUUUAUUAAUGCUGUUAAUGACAUUUUGCUCCCUAAAUAUGUUAAAUUUCCAUUUUUUCCACAAUGCGUUGGAGCUGUUAAUGGAUGCCACAUCCCUAUUUCAGCCCCUAAAGAUCAAGCAAUUUCUUAUUAUAAUUAUAAAGGGUGGUAUUCCAUUGUACUUUUUGCCGUUGUAGACAGUCGAUACCGUUUCAUUUAUACAAGUGUUGGAUUGCCUGGUAGAAAUAAUGACAGCUAUAUUUUGCAGAAUUCUUCUUUGAAAGAAAUUUUAGAAUCAAAUCUAUUUGAUAAAUGUUGUAAAGAGCUGGGCGAUUCUCUUGUUCCACUAUGUUUGAUAGGUGAUUCAGCAUUUCCUUUAACGCGUCAUUUGUUAAAACCUUAUCCUGAAAAUUUGGAGCUUAGUGAAAUUCAAAAAAAUUUCAACAAAAUACUUUGCGGAGCUAGAAGAGUAGUUGAGAAUGCCUUUGGGCGCGUUAAAGCUCGAUUCCGUGUAAUUUGCAAACGUAUGGAAUGCGAUAUUAACUUUGCUACAAGAAUUGUUAAUGCUUGCGUCACUCUUCACAACAUUUGUGAAUAUUAUGACGAUAUUAUUAUAAUAGAAUGGCUUAUGCAUCAUCAUGAUGACAGUCUAGCUCAACCCAAUUCAGUUUCUACAACUGGGAACAAUGGACCAGGAAAAAAUGUUCGUGACUCAAUUGCUAAAUACCUUUAUAAAAGGGACAAGUAA